UGGACUGGAGAUUCCAGACAUACUUUUACCGACAUGACGAUCAAUGACAUCAAUCUGAGCUGAGCUGAGCUGAGCUGAGUUGAACCUCUGAAUUCCUGGGAUUCGCAUGAUGCAAUGGCCGGAAGUAAUGAAUGAUCGUGAAGCUGAUUACAAAGGGACUUCGAAAACCCUACUGACAAUUACAUGCUUUACAGUUUUCGUUACACAUUUCUGGAUCCCUAAGCUUGAUCCUAUGCAGCCGUGCAAAACGAUGCUUCGUUCUCUAUUUCUCUUUGAUCCAUAUGCCCAUAUCUUUAACAUCGAAGUCAACAGCGGUGCCAUUAAGGUACUCGCAAGAAAGAACGAAAAUGUUACGAGACAGUGUCGUAUACAAGGCCUAAUGCAGAACGUUACACCUAACAUGUGAAAUCGAACACG
Messenger RNA from Bipolaris sorokiniana ND90Pr, 417 nucleotides. RefSeq lists its product as uncharacterized. The record is from RefSeq and is a predicted model, not a curated record. Lineage: Eukaryota; Fungi; Ascomycota; Dothideomycetes; Pleosporales; Pleosporaceae. The transcript has a single exon. The coding region runs from base 107 to 406 and encodes 99 amino acids.